Symphalangus syndactylus (siamang) is the source of this 1487-nucleotide messenger RNA. It is a transcript of the gene CCL27, whose product is annotated as C-C motif chemokine ligand 27. Gene Ontology annotation, cellular component: extracellular region. Gene Ontology annotation, biological process: immune response. Lineage: Eukaryota; Metazoa; Chordata; Mammalia; Primates; Hylobatidae. The record is from RefSeq and is a predicted model, not a curated record. Gene Ontology annotation, molecular function: chemokine activity.
GCGGCUAUAGCUGGAGGGUGGGAUGCAGCAGGUAUAGCAGUUGGACAUGAGGGUGUGACUGAACCCGGGUAGGGAGGGGGGAUGUUCCUCCAGGCCCAGGAAGGAGGCUGGAAUUUGAGUAAAACAAAGAUGUAAUUGAGUGCUUGAGUCUGAUGUCUUCAACAAGUCAGGGACUGGAUCUGGAGACCCUAGGUCCCUGCUGGCAAGAGGUUGGCAUUCCUGGAACAGCACUAGACAAAAACAGGAAGGUAAGAUUCAUUGGGCCUUGUACCUGUUUUGACAACAGUAACCUAGCACCAAAGAGCUUUUAUCUUCCCUCCUUAUCUUUCCUCCCUGUCUCAUCAUCCUGGGGAAAGCUGCCCCACCUCAGCAUCUCUAAAACACCCUUAAUAUUACCAUAAAGGGCCUUCCCCCAGCUUCUGUGAAUGUGGCUGGCCUCAGCCAAGAACCCUCCUCAGCCAGAAGGGCCUGCUCCAGGGACCCAUUCCCAUCCAUUUCUUCUGAUAAGACAGGCAGGCCAAGCCAGGAAGUGGGGAGGAGAAGGUGAAGGCAAGUUGGUGCUGGCCCGCCCUCUGCUCCCACCCCACCCACAACUCCCCUAUCAGAAUCUGUGUGUGCUAGUGUGAAUUUGCUUGUGAAUGGAUGACCGUGAAAACACAACUGGGUGGGAGGGGGACUUUGAGUAUAACCGGGGCUAUCUAAUUUUGUCUAUGGUUGUCUUAUCAUGAGUAUGACUUUGUGAGGUUGACCAAGUGAUUGAGGAGUGACUUUGAAUGUGUGGCUAUGCGUAUUUGAGUGUGAAUGUCUAUCAUUAGAUGCUGCUGUGGAUGCUUGACUGCCCUUACUCACUGUUCCAUCAGUCCCUACAUCACACACUAAUCCUUCCCCCAGCUUCACUGCCCAGAGGUUAGGAGCACACGGGAAAUGGCUAUCCUAGAUGAGGAAGGAGUCUGUGGCAACAGGCCGAGAAUUAGGGCCCAGGAGUGUCACAGGUUACACAUACAUCUCCAACUGCCUCUGACUCACCUAGUGCCCCAGGUAAAAGGCACCCAGAUAAAAGGUAGGGGAGGAGGAGACAGAAAGAAGGAAGAGUCGAGGCUGAGGAACAUGAAGGGGCCCUCAACAUUCUGCAGCCUCCUGCUGCUGUCAUUGCUCCUGAGCCCAGACCCUACAGCAGCAUUCCUACUGCCACCCAGCACUGCCUGCUGUACUCAGCUCUACCGAAAGCCACUCUCAGACAAGCUACUGAGGAAGGUCAUCCAGGUGGAACUGCAGGAGGCUGAUGGGGACUGUCACCUCCAGGCUUUCGUGCUUCACCUGGCUCAACGCAGCAUCUGCAUCCACCCCCAGAACCCCAGCCUGUCACAGUGGUUUGAGCACCAAGAGAGAAAGCUCCACGGGACUCUGCCCAAGCUGAAUUUUGGGAUGCUAAGGAAAAUGGGCUGAAGCCCCCAAUAGCCAAAUAAUAAAGCAGCAUUGGACAAUAA